Messenger RNA from Heterocephalus glaber (naked mole-rat), 5152 nucleotides. It is a transcript of the gene Tarbp1, whose product is annotated as tRNA guanosine 2 -O-methyltransferase TARBP1. The record is from RefSeq and is a predicted model, not a curated record. Gene Ontology annotation, biological process: tRNA methylation. NCBI's taxonomy places the organism in Eukaryota, Metazoa, Chordata, Mammalia, Rodentia, Bathyergidae. Gene Ontology annotation, molecular function: RNA binding; tRNA (guanine) methyltransferase activity.
CACGCGCACGCCAGCGCCUUUCUCUGUAUCCGGGGUCGGAUGGAGUGGGUGCUCGCGGAGGCACUGCUCGCGCAGAGCGGGGACCCCCGGGUCCUUCUCGGGGCUCUGUGCCGAGGGGAGGCAUCGGCGGAGCGCGUGGAGACGCUGCGUUUCCUCCUGCAGCGUCUUGAGGACGCGGGCGCGGGGCAGGGCGCGCUCCCGGAGGCGGCGCGCGAGCUGGCCGCGGGUUACUUGGUGCCCCUGCUGCACGGCCGCCCUGGCGGUCACGACCCUGGUCCCCCGCGGUCCCGGCGGCGCGUGCUGCGGGCGGCGGGCGCGGCGCUACGGUCGUGCGCCCGGCUCGCAGGUUCCCCGCCGUUGGCAGCCGCACUGGCAGAGGAGGCGCUGAGGGAGCUGCGAGCUGGGCGCCCACCGGGCGCCGAAGCGGCCCUGGAGAUACUGGCGGCUGUCGCGCCCUGCCUGCGGCCCCACGAGGACGGCGCGCUGCUGGAGCGCGUGGCGCAGGCCGCCGUGGCCCUGGCGCUGGACGCCGAAGGGCCGGGUCGCGCUGAGGGCGCGGCGGCGCUGGUGACCGCGCUGGGCAAGGGCGGCGGCGUGGCGCUGACGGCCGUUUGGGGAGCGCUGGCGUCCUCAGGGAACCGCUCUGAGCCAGGCCGUGUCGGGCCCGAGCUGCGGCUGCUCAGCGCGCUGGCUGAGAAACUGCUGCCCGAACCCGGCGCGUGCGACGCGGGCCCCGACGCACGGCGCUGCGGACGCUUCUGGAGGACGGUGCAGGCGGGUCUGGGCUGUGCCGAGGACGCCCUGACGCGCAAGCGCGCGCGCUACCUACUGCAGAGGGCCGUGGAGGUGUCUGCAGAGCGGGGCGUCGGUUGCACCUGCGGCCCCCAGGAAGGAACUGGCCCAAGUCUGUUUUGGUGGUCUAAGAAGAAAAAAGACGAGCUUCUAAAAUUUUGGGAAAAUUAUAUUUUAAUUAUGGAAACUCUAGAAGGGAAUCAGAUACAUGUUAUAAAGCCAGUCUUACCAAAGCUAAACAAUCUGUUUGAAUAUGCAGUGUCAGAAGAAAAUGGCUGUUGGCUCUUUCACCCCUCCUGGCAUCUGUGUAUUUAUAAAAGAAUGUUUGAAAGUGAAAAUAAAAUCCUGACCAAAGAAGGCAUCAUUCAUUUUUUGGAGCUGUAUGAAACAGUGGCUCUUCCAUUCUCACUGGAAUUUUCUGAGUUUAUUAUUGGACCAUUAAUGGAUGCACUUUCAGAGAGCUCAUUGUAUAGCAGGCCCACAGGCCAGCUUGUAGGAAGUGGUUCUCCAUUGGGAUUAAAAUUACAGAAGUUUUUAGUCACUUAUGUUUCUCUCCUUCCAGAAGAAAUAAAGAGUAAUUUCCUAUUAAAGUUUCUUCAGAAGAUGAGGAGUAGACAUUGGUGUGCUGUUCCCAUUUUGUUCCUGUCUAAGGCAUUGGCAAAUAUCCCAAGAUGUAAAGCCCUGGGUCUAGAAGGGCUUCUUGCUCUCAGGGAUGUCAUCCAGUGUACUAUGAUUACACAUCACAUUCUAUUGAGAGGAGCAGCACAGUGCUUCCUGCUUCAAACAGCGAUGCAUUUGGUGGAUGUGGAGAAAGUAUCACUGUCUGAUGUCUCCAGUUUUCUCAUCUCUCUGAAACAAGAAGAAUCUUUAGGACGAGGAACCACCUUGUGGACAGAGCUCUGUGACUGGCUGUGUGUCAAUGAGAGGUCUUUCAGGCCAUCCUCUAUCUGUGGCCCUGAUGGACUUCCUGAAACAUCUCUGAACGCUUAUGUGAAGAACCUGGUCCAAGAGUACAUUACAUCACCUGCUUGGGAAACAGGAGAAAGCUGUUUUAUGCCUGACUGGUCUGAGGCCAGGCUGACUGCUCUGAUGAUCUUGCUAGCUGUGGAUGUGGAAGGAAUGAAGAUUGAGUACAGUGAAAAGCGGAGAACACAGAAUGUGUUGAGGAUAUUCUUAGACCCCCUUCUGGAUGCCCUGGUGAAGCUGGGUACCAAUGCCUACGUGCCUUUGCUGAGGACUGACAGAAGCCUGCAGUUGCUGGUGAAAUUGUUGCACACUUGCAUGUUGAAAGGUUCCAGCCCCCAAGAUGAUGAGGUGUCUGCUUUUCUCCAGAGCUCCAUCAUGUCUGCCACCGAGAGUAUUUCUCAGUUUGUCCUCAGAAGACUAACCAUGCGUGAGCUUCAGAAAGUUGCAGAUCUGGAUCGUUGCCAUUUAUACCUCAUGCUGUUAACUGAGCUCACAAACCUCCAUCUGAAGGCAGGGUGGAAAAGGGCCUACUCCAUCUUCAGAGUACUUUCUCCUUUGAAAAAUGCAUCUAUGCGGCAUCUUCAAGAGAUGGAAAGUGGAAAGGAGCUGAGUCUUGGUGAUCAGAUCCAGAAGGUGGUCAGUAUGGCUACUUUGGCCACAGUCUGCGAGGCCAGUACCCUGCAGCCGGUGCCAGAGCUGGAUUCCCUUGAUGCUGAGCCCAUGGACAGGUUCCUAUCUGCUUUUCCAUUUAAUCAGACGCUGCAGAAGCCCCGUGCAGAGGAGCAGGGCCAGUGUGCUCACCCCAUGGAGAGCAGCAGUUUCUUUGAAGAGUCAUCCUCCCAAGGAUGGGGGAGAGUGGUUGCACAGUACAUCCAUGAUCAGUGGGUCUGCCUCUCCUUCCUGUUGGAAAAAUACCACACCCUGGUUCCGGCCACAGAUGGCACCAUUCCAGAGCCCUUGCUGCCUGCCAUCCAGAUGCCUGCUCAGACUCUGCGGUCUGCACUGGACACCCUCUCCAUCCUCCCUUCUGAGCAGGUGCUGCCUGUGUUCCGUUGCAUGAAGGUGCUGGUUCCCAAGCUCCUGACAUCUGCUGAAUCACUCUGCAUAGAGUCUUUUGACAUGGCCUGGAAAAUCAUAUCUUCUUUAAGCAACACUCAGCUGACAUUCUGGCCUAAUCUAAAGGGUUUUGUUCAGUUUGUUUUUGAUAACAGAGUUCUCACCAUUGCUGCCAAAAUCAAGAGCCAGGCAUAUUUCAAAAUAAAAGAGAUUAUGUACAAGAUAAUCGAAAUGUCUGCCAUAAGAACUGGAAUCUUCAAUAUACUGAUCAGUUACUGCUGCCAAUCUUGGAUAGUGUCUGACUCCAAGCGAUCUUUGUUCAGUGCCAAAAAUUACAGUGAACUUGUCCUGGAGGCUUGUAUAUUUGGAACUGUGUUUAGACGUGAUCAGAGACUUAUUCAGGAUGUACAAACCUUCAUAGAAAAUCUUGGACAGGACUGUGCAGCAAAUGUUGUUAUGGAAAAUACUAAAAGAGAAGACUAUUAUGUGAGAAUCUGUGCUGUCAAAUUCUUGUGUUUAUUAGAUGGCUCAAACGCAUCCCACAAGUUGUUCAUAGAAGAUAUUGCAAUGAAGCUAUUGGAUAAAUACCAGCCCAAACCUGCUGUGUUUACAUGCUGCAUCCAUACAAACAGACCAAACAGAUAUGUAGUUGUGGUUGCUGGAGAAGGAUGGUCCCCACUGACAGAAAUUGCUUUGGAGGAUGAGUUGGUGUCUAAGACUAGAACUCGGUACUACGAGAAUUCUCUCCAGCAUCGUGUGAAGAACCGGAUAUGGCAGACUCUGCUCGUACUUUUUCCCAGCUUUGAUCAGAAUUUCUUGAAUGGAAUUAUUGACAAGAUUUUCCAUGCUGGUUUCACUAACAAUCAAGCUUCCAUAAAAUAUUUUAUAGAAUGGAUUAUUAUAUUAAUUCUUCAUAAAUGCCCUCAAUUUCUUCCAAAGUUCUGGGAUUGCUUUUCUUAUAGUGAAGAAAAACUUAAGACAAGCAUUUGUACAUUUCUAUCAGUUUUGUCCCAUUUGGGCAUCAUUGUUCAAAAUAUUCCAGAUAAAACACCGCUUCUGAAGCAGGCCCUCCUCAUCGCGCUGCAGUGGUGUCUCAGCCACAACUUCAGUGUUCGACUGUAUGCUCUUGUGGCUCUCAAGAAAGUCUGGGACGUGUGCAAAGCACUAGGUGUUGAAGAGUAUAAUGCAUGGACCACUGUCAUCGAGCGCAGUCUCAGCCAAGCGGAGAGCAUGCAGGGAGCAGGGAAUGCCAAGAAGAACUGGCAACGCAUCCAAGAGCAUUUCUUUUUUGCAACAUUUCAUCCACUGGAGGAUUACUGUCUGGAGACCAUAUUUUACAUCCUUCCACGGCUUUCAGGUGUCAUUGAAGAGGAGUGGAUCGCUGUUGGUAAAUUUGCCAACUUCGCAGACAUCCCUUCCAACACAGGAUCCCAGUGGUACUUCUCUCGGACUCCACUUAGUGAGCUCAGUCCAGGGGACUGGUCUCAGCAGGACAUAGGUUCUAACAUGAGUGAAGCAGCCAGCCAAUCAGAGUGGGCUGACGUCCAGAAAAAGAUCAUCCCUUGGAGACAAGAGGGUCUCGAUGCAGACCUGGGGCUCGAGUUUCAGGAUCGCGCCGCCAGACUCGGAAAGUCAGUUAGCAGACUGAUUGUGGUGGCCUCACUCAUCAAUAAGCCAACCAAUUUAGGAGGUCUGUGCCGGACCUGCGAGGUCUUUGGGGCCGCGGCGCUGGUCCUGGGCAGUCUGCAGUGUGUCGGUGACAAGCAGUUUCAGCACCUCAGCGUCUCUGCAGAACAGUGGCUUCCUCUGGUGGAAGUGAAACCAGCUCAGCUAAUUGAUUACCUGCAGCUGAAGAAAACAGAAGGUUACACCAUCAUUGGGGUGGAGCAGACGGCCAGAAGCUCCGACCUGGCCCAGUACUGCUUUCCUGAGAAGUCGCUCCUCCUGCUGGGCAAUGAACGUGAAGGAAUCCCGGCAAACCUGAUACAGCAUUUGGAUGUGUGCGUGGAGAUCCCACAGCAGGGCGUCAUCCGCUCGCUGAAUGUGCAUGUGAGCGGAGCCCUGCUCAUCUGGGAGUACACUAGGCAGCAGCUGCUCAGGCGCGCAGACCCAUCCUGAAGCCUGUGCCUUACCUGAGAUGAGUUGUGGUGCUACCGAGACCAUUUUUUACAACUCUGGACUAAUGAAAUGGAUUCUGAAAUUUACUGGGAUGAUUUGUAUUGUUUUUUGCAUUAAAAAGCCAAAACUCUCUCAUGUGCCUUAAAAAGAUCACUAUGUUGUAAUAAACACUUAUGGCUAAAUUGUAUUGCUUCUGUAAUAAAAUAUUUUAAGCAACUUU